This is a messenger RNA of Lepus europaeus (European hare), 2677 nucleotides long. RefSeq names its product mitochondrial elongation factor 2 (gene MIEF2). The coding region runs from base 631 to 2004 and encodes 457 amino acids. Gene Ontology annotation, cellular component: mitochondrial outer membrane. Gene Ontology annotation, biological process: positive regulation of mitochondrial fission; mitochondrion organization. The transcript is spliced from 4 exons. The record is from RefSeq and is a predicted model, not a curated record. Lineage: Eukaryota; Metazoa; Chordata; Mammalia; Lagomorpha; Leporidae.
UCCCAGGGGGCGCUGCCUACGUCCCCAUUGUACGGCACGGGAAACUGAGGCCCAGGCGGACAGAGGGCAGGCCCAGGGACGCACGGGGCCGGUGGCACACCUCGGAUCCCGCGCUCAGACAGGUGCCAAGGCGCUCCCGCAAAAGUGCCUUAGGGAUCUGCCUGCGGGCCUUUGGAUCAGGUGCUGCCACCCGUCUGCCCGGCCAGAGGAAGGAAACUGGGGCCCAGGUAGCUUCCUCCACGCGGGAGGCUCACAUCGCACACGCGCACGCAUCCCCCGCGCCUCCGUGGGCUCCAAGCAGGUACCACGCAAACGUUGCGGGCCCAAUAGUGCAACCCUGCGCCUUUAAAUCCGGAGUGCCCCGGAAAGCCCCGCCUCCGAGGGAGCGCGCAGGGCGGAGAAGGGGCGUGGCAGGCCCCUCAUUGGCCGAACCUCGCAGUGUUUUGGAACGCCCCUGAAGAAGCCGAGCGCUCCGAUUGGAGCUAGGGCCUGCUCGUCUGCCUACACCAGCGCCUCGGCCUUCGGGGCCCGGGUCCUUCACGUUCCAUCCGCAGGCGGGUUCCGGCGCCGGGUCCCGGCCGCCCGCUGCGUGGUCCGGUCGGUGUGCGGACGCCGCGACGCAGGUGGACCAUGGCGGAGUUCUCCCAGAAGCGGGGGAAGCGGCGUGGCGGCGAGGGCCUGGGCGGCGCCGUGGACUUCCUCCUGGCCAACGCCCGCCUGGUGCUGGGUGUGGGCGGCGCGGCCGUGCUGGGCAUCGCCACGCUGGCCGUGAAGCGGCUCAUCGACAGGGCCACCGGCCCCCGGGACGAGGAUGACGCCAAGGGGGACGGCUGGACGGAGCUGAGCCUGCUCAAGGCCGCGCCGCACCAGCGGCCCCGGCCCCCACCUGCUGCCCUCAGCCUGCCCGAGCCACGCCGGCCCCCUGCCCCCUCCACGCCAGAGGGGCCCGCGGAUGCCGGUCCCCAGCCGCCGCCUCUGCUCAGCCCCCCGGCCCCACUGUGCCUGACCUUCCAGGAGAAGCUGCUGUCGUUCGAGCGGGCCCACGUGGCCAUCCCCGAGGCCCAGGUGGCCUUGGCCAAGCAGCUGGCCGGCGACAUCGCCCUGGAGCUGCAGGCCUACCUGCGGAACAAGUUUCCCGAGCUGCCCUUCGGGGCGCUCGUGCCGGGCGGGCCGCUCUACGACGGGCUGCAGGCCGGGGCCGCCGACCAGGACCACGUGCGCCUCUCGGUGCCGCUGGCGCUGGAGCCGGGCCUCUGGAGCCUGGUGCCCGGCGUGGACACCGUGGCCAGGGACCCCCGCUGCUGGGCCGUGCGCAGGACUCAGCUGGAGUUCCGCCCCCGCGGCAGCAGCCCCUGGGACCGCUUCCUGGUGGGCGGCUACCUGUCCUCCCGCCUCCUGCUGGGUCUGCUGCACAAGGCGCUCACCGCCUCCGUCAACUGGCCGGCCAUCGGCGGGCUGCUCGGGUGCCUGAUCCGGCCCAGCGUGGCCACGGAGGAGCCGCUGCUGGAGGUGCGGCACGAACGCCUGGAGCUCACCGUGGCCGUGCUCCUGGCCGUCGCCGGGGCCGGCACGGGCGCCGACGGCCAGCUCCUGGCCUGGCCCCUGGAGGGGCUGGCUGGGAACCUCUGGCUGCACGACCUGUACCCCGAGGAGGCCGCCCGACUGCGGGCCCUGGAUGAGCAGGACGCCGGCAGCCGGCGGCGGCUGCUGCUGCUGCUGUGUGGCGUCUGCCGUGGCCACCCCGCCCUGGCCCGCCUGGGCCGGGGGCCCCUGACGCAGGUGGUCCUGCGGGCCGGGGAGCAGGACGUGGACUGGACCGAGGAGGCCCUGGGGGAGCGCUUCCUGCAGGCCCUGGAGCUGCUGCUCCGGAGCCUGGAGCAGGCCAGCCUGCCCUGUCACUUCAACCCCGCCGUGGACCUGCUGGACGGCCUGGGGGACCAGGACAUCGAUGAGGCGGGCUACGCCCUGUACUGCGGCCUGCAGGCGCCCGAGGCGCUGCUCUAGGCCCGGGAGGGCCCCUGGCGCCGCGCCCGCCUCCCGUCCUGGCUGGGGUUUGGAGUGGAUGUGUUUGUGCUUGCUUGCAGCCAAACAGUAGAGGGUGCUCCGCUGAGCAGGCCUGGCCUGUGGCCGUCCGGAUCCUUGAGCCCCGGGGGCUUGAGUCGCUGUCACCCAAGUGUGCCUGGGCCUUUCGGGGCCAGCCGAGGACCUUGGGCCCUGACCGUCAUCACCAGCAACGAGCCCUCUGCCGUCCUGGCCGGGGGCUGCCCGCUCUGCUUUGCUGUUGAGUGUGAUUGAGGCUUUCCUGGGCGCCCCCUGGUGGCUGAGCCGUUGAAGUGUGUGGCAUUUUCUGCAGGGCUGCUGUGGGCUCGGUUUUCUCGCUGAGCCCCCUGCAGCCCUGGAGCUGGCGCUGCCUGAUGCACUACCCGACCCUACCUCAGGGAAAGCCCCCUUCCUUCCGCCAGGGGGGCUGAUGCGGGGCCCUGCUGGAGCGGGGGGCGGGGGAGGGGGCAUGCCCCGCCCCCACCAUGGGGCCCAAGCUGUGUGCCAUGAGUCUGAAGAUGGCCGGGGUGUGGUGGGGGCUGGAGGGGGCAUCUGCCCUCCCAGGACCCCUCCUGUCGCCCCCGGUAGCCUUCCUGCUGAGCAAAGCUAUGCCUUGAAGAAUGUGAACAAUAAAAGG